CUGGUGCUGCUGGUUUUGGCUUUUACAUUUGCCACUGCGAUAAGGUCUAGAAGUCAGUUCACACGUUAUCGCUCAUGGAACUCACGAAUGUAUCCGGUGUGGAAAGAUGGAGACCAGAGAUUCAGGAACUGUUGGUUUGGUGGUGAAGUAACUUUUGAUCUGAAAAACGAUGCACCCACACUGACUGGAGCAAGAGCAACCUUCAAUAUUAAUCUUAACUUCCCACCAAACCAGACAGCACUCCCUGAUGGCCAGGUGGUCUGGGCGCAAAACUGCACCAUCAAUGGUCAACAGUACCAGGAGGGUCAGGCUGUGUAUCCUGACCGGGGAACCCAGUCGACCGGAGUUUUCCCUGAUGGUACACCGUUCUCCAGGAGCCAGAACAAGAAACCCCACUACGUGUUUGUGUGGAAGACAUGGGGGCGCUACUGGCAGGUGGCAGACGGACCGUCCUCCUCCCUUACUAUCGGAACAGACAACGUCCCCCUUGGCUCCUACAACAUGGAGGUUGUCAUCUAUCACAGCCGUGGCAAAGACACAUUUAUCCCUCUCGGCUACGCCUCCACGGUCUUCGCCAUCACAGACCAGAUUCCCUUCACUAUGUCACUCGCCCAAGUCAACGAUGUAAACCAGGAGGACCAGAACUUCAUCCAGAACCGAGCCAUUGCUUUCAACGUCAAGCUCCAUGAUCCCAGCCAGUAUCUCAACGGCGCCGACAUCAGCUUCAGCUGGGACUUCGGUGACAGCACCGGUACUCUGAUCUCCAGAGAAACCACCGUCACACACACAUACCUCACUGUCGGAACCUUCAAACCUCAGGUGGUCCUGAUGGCAAGCAUCUCCAAUGGCUGCGGAAACCCCACUGCUGUUGCUCCUAUUGAUGCCUCUGCUGCUACAGCAGUAGUCGUGAUGGCCUCCACCCCUGCAGCUGACCCAGCAGUACCAGCCGAGGGAGGAGAUGCAAUUGCUUUGGACGUUCCUGCUUCUGACACCACUCCGCUCGCUGCUUCUGUGCAGCCAGGUGAAGCAGAAAAUGGAGAAGCAGUCGUUGACACAGAGGCAGUAGAGGUCGCCUCAGUAGCGCCUGCAGGAGUCGACGCAGCUGUUGUUCCGGAGGAACAAGAUCCCGCCGACACCGCUGCCCCUGCUGCAGAAGCAGAUGUUGCUGCCGAGGACGCAGAUCCAGCUGCAGGUGAGAUGGCCACUGUUGCCCCUGUCGUACCUGUAGCUGAAGAGCCGGCAGAUGCUGAUACAGCAGCUGCAGAUGAAACCGCAGUAGUUACAGAUGCAACUGAAGAAAAUGCGCCCGUGAUUGAUGCUGCUGCUGCUGCUGCUUCAGUUGCACCUGUUGCAGAGGGAGAAGAAGCUGUAGCUGAAGUUGCUGGCGCUGUCACUGUUGCUCCUGCAGCAGAAGUAGCUGUAGAGCAAGAAGAUGUCCCUGCUGCUGUUGAUGUCCCUGCUGCUGCUGAUGUCCCUGCUGCCGAUGCUGUAGCUGUUGAUGCUGCUGUUGUUGAGGCUGCUGCAGAGGUUGUUCAAACUGAAACAGAAGCCCCUGCUGAUAACGUUGUAGCUCCUGCUGCCACUGAGACCACAGCUGUAGAAGAGGCAGCACCAGCUGAUGAUACCGAGGCCGAAAUACAGGCAACUGAGAAUGAAGUUGCAGUUACUGCAGCUCCUGCAGAGCAACCAGCAGGCGUUGAAGAGGCCCUUGCAGCUGAAGGUGAAGUUCAAGCAGAGGUCGAAACAGAUCCAGCACAGGUUGCCCUCGUUGUGGCUAAAAGACAAGCACCAGAGCUGACAGCUGGCUGCAUGGUUUACCGUUAUGGCUCCCUCGCCACCUCUCUAGAUGUUGUCCAGGGUAUUGAGAGUGUACAGAUUGUACAGAUGUCCAACGUAGUAGCAAUGACGACUGAGUUGGAUCAGAAUGCUGUGGACGUCACCAUUACCUGUCAGGGAAGUCUGCCAAGUGAGGUCUGCACAGUCAUUUCAGAUGCUGACUGUAUCACACCCUUGGCAACAGUCUGUAAUGCAGCUACACCCUCUCCAGACUGUCAAAUGGUCCUUCGUCAGUUCUUCAAUGACUCUGGAGUAUUUUGCAUCAAUGUCUCCUUGACCAAUGAUGUCAGUCUUGCUAUGGCAAGUGCUAGAGUCAGUGUAGCAUUAGCCUCCAGUGGUUCCCCAGCUGGAACUGCAGCCACAGUCCUGGGGGUUAUGGUUCUCGCCUGUGUUGUCUGUUGUAUUGGUUUGAUGUACAGGCGGUUCAAGCAGUAUCAGCCACUAAGAGAAGACCAUGGUGACAGUAAUGGAAGGAGCUCAGUGGUAACAUCUGUGCCUUUGAUGUUGUGGAACUUGUUGAGCAGACAGUCACCUGGCGAGAGCCGUCCACUGCUUCAGGGGAGGAUUGUGUGAAUAUCAUCAUCAGCUCAUGCACUCAACAUCUACAACAUCCGCUACAAUAUUGACUUCAUACACAUAAUCUAACUGUUAACAGUCUAACUCCCAGUCAAUGUAUUUAACCAGAACCAAUUAAGUGAACCAAGUUAAGUGAAACUGCCCUCUGUACAAGAACGUGUAGAAAUAGAAAGGAGUCAAGUGUGGAAUAAAGGAAUGUCAUAAGAAUGUUGAAACAUUUGUAGAGGAAAGUGAUAUUUAUUUUGACCUAUGGUAUUUUGUAUUAAUUGGCACUGGUAGCUUAUAGAAGCCAUAAGUUGUGCUGUUAUUUGUGGCCUACUUUUACUAAACAAAUUGGAAAAUCAAUGUAAACACAAUUCAGUUCACUUUCUUUACAAUGUAAUUUAAAUCACUUAUAUCACAGAACAUUAAUA
Messenger RNA from Perca flavescens (yellow perch), 2825 nucleotides. It is a transcript of the gene pmela, whose product is annotated as premelanosome protein a. The transcript has 13 exons. Gene Ontology annotation, biological process: melanosome organization. Gene Ontology annotation, cellular component: plasma membrane; melanosome. Lineage: Eukaryota; Metazoa; Chordata; Actinopteri; Perciformes; Percidae. The record is from RefSeq and is a predicted model, not a curated record. Bases 88 to 2409 code for a protein of 773 amino acids.